AUCCUAAAAUUGCUUCCGGUCCCAAUUCCAUUGUUUUGGGCUGCUGUCGUUGAUCUUUGUUUUCCUUUUCCGGUACACUUCAAACAAUCAACGGCAGGGAUUUAUAGAGUAAAGAAGAAAGAAAAGGCGAAGCGCAGAACUGAACGGCAAACACCAGUUCAAGAACACAAUCAAACCCCCAAACUCCAACCUUCGGUGGCCCAAUCACGGUGGCUCGAUACCGCUUCCAGCAUUUCCAAAAAUGUUUUCAAUCUCUGCAAUUAAUGAUACCGACUCCAGAAAUCAGUGGGAACCCUUAGCUCCCACUAAAGAAGCUCAGGAAUUCCAUUUGACAAAAACUUACCAUGAUGGACUUCUUAAAUUACAAGCAAAAGAAUAUGAAAAGGCUCAUGAAUUGUUAGAAUCCGUUCUCAAAGAUCAUUUGAUAGCAUCUGCACAGGUUGAUGGUGAAGCUGGUGAUAAUCAUCUACUGCAGCUCAGAUUCUUAGCACUAAAGAAUCUUGCCACUGUAUGUCUACAAUGGGGAUCUGCUCAUUAUGAGGGUGCUCUGCAUUGUUAUCUUCAAGCCGUGGAAAUUGAUACUAAAGAUUCUGUUGUUUGGAACCAGCUGGGUACUUUAUCUUGCUCAAUGGGCUUACUUAAUAUUUCACGUUGGGCAUUUGAGCAAGGACUUGUGUGCAGCCCUAAUAAUUGGAACUGCAUGGAGAAGCUAUUGGAAGUUCUAAUUGCAAUACGUGAUGAGGUUGCCUGUCUUUCUGUAGCAGAAUUGAUUUUGAGGCACUGGCCAUCACAUGCUCGUGCUUUGCAUGUGAAACUUACUAUUGAAGAGUCAGAAUCCGUUCCAUAUGCACCCAAAGGUAUUGAUAAGCUAGAACCAAAACAUGUCCGACUCAAAUUUAUUGAUAAAAGGAAGGCUGGUGGAGAGGAUCUUGAUGAAGAUGUUAAAGUUAAAAGGUCUAACCAGAAUAUAGAUGUCCACCUAGUAGAAGUUUCCUGGGUUGGUCUUGUUGAUGCACUCCUAGAUAUCUUACUUCCAUUGAGCGGAUGUGGAUCUGAGGUGGAGGUUGAAAAAGCACUUAGAUCUGGUGAUGUUAGAUUAAGAAUAUGCUUAGCUCCCAGUUCAGAUCGUAGCAGUGCAUUUAUGGGGAGGAAAGGGCUUGCUUCUACAUCCAUUUGUGAUAAUACGUCUCUUGCAGAUUCUAAUACAGAAAGUUCAUCUUCUUUUAAGGAAAAAGAGGCACGUGGUUUAGGUGAACAUCCACAAGAGCGGCGCAGUACUCGUCUUGAAAGGCUAAGAAGUCGUAAGCCUGGAAAAGAAGAAUUGGAUUAUUCGACAAGUAAAGAUCUGGCAAGGGUUGUAACUCAGUAUCUAGAACCCUUUAUUUCCAGUGCAUUGGGAACCAAAGAUACCGACCAUGAGAUCAGGAAUUCUGUUUCCUACCCUGAUGGGGAGAAUUCACAGGGUUCAGACUGCAAUGAUGUUCAUAGUUUUUUGGUGGAAACUUCCUGUAAUUAUGGUGCUUACCAUGUGAGUCAUAUGCUUUUAGAAAAGCUUUCAAGCACAUAUCCUCCACAUCAUGAUGCAUUUUUCAAAUUUCUGGACUUGGAAAAGUUGACAAGGCAUUGGGGAAAGGACAGAUCUCCUGAGUGCAAUCUUUUUCUUGCUGAGCUCUAUUUUGACUUUGGUUCAUCCUCUUCAGAUACUACCAAGCAAUCUGAAUUCAUUUCUGAGGCCUCAUAUCAUCUCUGUAAGAUCAUAGAAUUGGUAGCCCUGGAAAAUAGCGAUAACUGCUUUAGCAGUCUUCAAGGUUCCAGCAGAAUAUCAUCUGAAAAUUCUAGUAAUCAGCACUUAUUUGUUGAAAAUUCACUAAUAACUAACAAUAAAUCAUUCUGGGUACGAUUCUUUUGGCUUAGCGGGCAAUUGUCUUUGCGGGAUGGGAACAAGGCAAAAGCCUGUGAAGAGUUCUGUAUUUCUUUAUCGCUUCUGGAAAAGAUGAAUGAUGUGAAUGAUUCUCUGUUACAGGUCUGCCUCCCUCACUGUCGGGUUUUGAAAAGGUUAACCUUGGAUAGAAUACUUUAUGAAAUUAACGUUUUAAAGGUUGACCUCUUGAUGAAGAAUGUUGUGCCUGAAAUGUUUGAGAAAGAAAUGUAUGAGGAGUGCAUCGCUUUACUUUCUCCACUUCUAUUUAGUGUACAGGAAGUUGACCUUGAUGCCUUAUCCUUGCAAUUGUUAGGAAGAAAAGAUGCAGAGAUUACUUCAGUGGAACUUGCAGCAAUUGACAUUCUAAUCAGAUCGUGUGAGAAGGAAAAUCAUUUGGAUGUCGAGAUACUUUUGAAUUCUCACCAGCGGAAGCUGCAAAUACUCAUGGCGGCUGCUGGAAUGCAUGAAUACUUUACAUCAAAUAAAUCAUUUCGUGAGAAGUCAGAGGCAAAAGCAUUCUCUGACAUAGAAACGAAAGAUAGUCCAAGCAGUCACUUGAACCAUUUAGUUGCAGAAGUAAAAGCAAUAUCUCAAUUUAUAUCACAAGUAAAGAACGUCGUCGAACAUUCUGGAGAUUUUAAUGACAUUCAGAUGACGAGGAUUUGCGAUAUGCAGUUCUUGCUUUUAUCGGUCAUGUGUAAUGUUAUAAACACAAUCCUCUCCAAGAAGUCUUCUGGGGCAGCAGUUGAUGACCAAGUUGAAAGAUGCUGCCUUGUAGAUGCAGCCAUUGCAUUCUGCAAACUCCAACAUCUUGAUCUUUCUGUGCCUGUGAAAUCUCACGUUGAGUUAAUUGUUGCAACACAUGACCUACUUGCAGAAUAUGGUCUCUGCUGUUGGGGCGAGGGUGAAGGGGAGGAAGGAAAAUUUCUUAAAUUCUCCAUAAAGCAUCUCUUAGCUUUGGAUAUGAAACUUAAAUUGAACAGUUCGGUAAAUGAGAAAAAAAUUGAAUGUGAUGACAUGGAAUGGGAUAAUUGUCAGGCAAAGGCAUCUCCAGACCGAUCAAAAUUGAACGCUCAAGAUUUGGGGUUGAGUCAAAAUGAUGAAACCGGAUCCAUGGUGAAGGAUGCUGGGGAGGAUAUAACACGGGAAGGGAUGUCAACUCAUAAAUCAAUAUUGAAAGAUGCUACAGAAGGAGAAUUUAUUAAGCAAGGAAGUGAGGAGUCUGCUGGCAAGUUCAAUGCUUGUGAAAAAAAUAGUGACGAACUAGUAGAAUGUGAGAAUGAGCAAAAUGAAGAUGAAAAGGAGGAGCUAGAAUUAAAAAUCGAAAAUACACUGGAUCAGUGCUUUUUCUGCUUGUACGGGUUAAACCUCAGAUGUGACUCAUCUUAUGAUGAUGAUCUAUCUGUACAUAAAAAUACUAGCCGUGGGGAUUAUCAAACCAAAGAACAAUGUGCUGAUGUUUUCCAGUAUAUACUCCCUUAUGCAAAGGCUUCGUCUAGAACUGGACUAGUCAAGCUGCGAAGAGUUCUAAGAGCCAUCCGCAAACACUUUUUAAAACCACCAGAGAAUGUAUUGGAUGGAAAUGUGGUAGACAAGUUCCUAGAUGAUCCCAAUUUAUGUGAAGAAAAACUCUCCGACGAAGCUGGUUCAGAUGAGUUUCUUGUAACAAUUACAAAGAUAUUGCUUAAUGAUGUAGGAAGCAUUAAACAGUAUCGAACAUCAGUCUUAGGAAGUUCUGAACCGUAUUUGGAAGUUUAUAGCAACUUGUAUUAUUUCCUUGCUCAAUCCGAGGAGAUGAGUGCAACUGACAAAUGGCCAGGUUUUGUGCUCACCAAGGAAGGGGAAGAAUUUGUACAACAUAAUGCAAAUCUCUUCAAAUAUGAUCUACUUUAUAAUCCUCUGCGAUAUGAGAGCUGGCAAAAACUUGCUCAUAUUUAUGAUGAGGAGGUAGACCUGUUGCUCAAUGAUGGCAGUAAGCACAUCAAUGUUGCAGGAUGGAGGAAAAAUGAUUCUUUACCCCAUAGAGUGGAAAUAAGCCGGAGGAGGAGCAGACGUUGUCUACUAAUGAGUUUAGCUUUAGCAAAGUCACCAACUCAGCAGCGUGAGAUACAUGAGCUAUUAGCACUUGUGUACUAUGAUAGCCUUCAAAAUGUGGUUCCAUUCUAUGAUCAGUGGUCUGUGGUGCCACCAAAGGAUGAAGCAUGGCUCAGAUUUUGUGAGAACUCGUUGAAACAUUUCAAAAAAGCUUUUGCACAUCAGCAAGACUGGUCUCAUGCAUUCUAUAUGGGCAAACUUAGUGAAAAGCUCGGGCUCUCACAUGAUAAAGCUCUAUCAUAUUAUGCUAAAGCUAUUGCCUUAAAUCCAUCAGCCGUUGAUUCUAUUUACAGAAUGCAUGCAUCGCGCUUAAAGUUUCUUGGUAAAUCUGGAAAAGGGGAUCUGCAAGCUUGUAAGGAUCUUUCAACUUACGCCUUUAAUCAGUCAACUAGAGAUGCUGUGAUGGAAAUAUCAAGUAAGUUUGGUCCCAAGACUUCGGAUUUACCUACAGACAUGGAUGGCCAUGAAGCAUAUUCUGAGGAUAUAAAGCAUGAUGAAUUCCUCAAAGAGGAAAAGGCAUGGCACAUGCUGUAUAAUGAUUGCCUUUCUGGUCUUGAAACUUGUGUUGAAGGGGAUCUUAAACAUUAUCAUAAAGCCAGAUAUACACUUGCUCGGGGUCUUUAUAGAAGGGGUGAGAACGGUGAUGUGGACAAAGCAAAGGAUGAGCUCUCAUUUUGUUUUAAAUCAUCUCGUUCAUCCUUUACAAUAAAUAUGUGGGAGAUUGAUAGCAUGGUCAAAAAGGGAAGGCGCAAAACACCUGGACUUUCGGGGAAUAGGAAAGCACUUGAAGUUAAUCUACCCGAAAGUUCUCGGAAGUUUAUUACAUGUAUUAGGAAGUACUUGUUGUUUUAUUUGAAACUACUGGAGGAAACUGGAGAUAUCUGUACCCUUGAGCGUGCUUAUAUAUCACUUCGAGCAGAUAAAAGGUUCGCAAUAUGCAUUGAAGAUCUUGUUCCAGUUGCUCUAGGGAGGUAUGUCAAGGUUUUGAUUACGUCCAUUCGUCAAGUCGGGAUUGCAAGCUCUGGUGAUGCAAGCGGUUACGAACAUAUACUAGAGAAAAUGUUUUCUCUGUUCAUGGAACAGGGUAACUUAUGGCCAGAAUUGUGCAGUUUACCUGAAAUACAAGGCCCGGAUAUGUCAGAAAGCAAUUUGUUUGGGUAUCUCCAUGAUUAUAUCAUUACUUUGGAGAGAAAUGUCAAGGUUGAGAAUCUUGAAGCAAUAAAUGAAAGGAUUCGAAAACGAUUUAAGAAUCCAAAGCUGUCCAACAUUAACAUCGCAAAAGUUUGCAGGCAUGCUUCUACUGCAUGGUGUAGAUCCCUUAUAAUCAGCUUGGCUUUGAUCACUUCCGUACCUUCUGAAUCCUCCACCGAAAGUCAAACGUCAAGUUCAUUAACUGGUGGUUUAGAAAGUAACCAGCUUCUUUGUGUGGAUUUGCAAAUUAAUGAAUUAUGGAGUUCAACAUUUGAGGACUCAACACAUCUGAAAAGUCUUGAACCAAAAUGGUGCCCGAUCUUGUCCAAAAUCAAUAACAUAUUUGUUAAAAGAGCUGCAGAAGUGAAUUGGGAAACUGCUCACUCUUUGCUCCGAUCUUCUUACAAUUUUUUUCGUGAGAGCUCUUGUAUGCUCCCAUCUGGCUUGAACCUAUAUCUAGUUCCAUAUCGACUAGCAACAGGAGUAAACGUUCAUCAGCGCAUGGAUGGGGUUGAAAUUUUAGAUUUCAGCAUGCCAAGGAAGCUUCUCUUGUGGGCGUACACCCUGGUGCAUGGUCAUUUUGCUAAUAUUUCAUCAGUGGUGAAGCAUUGUGAAGAACAUCUGAAGUCAAAGUUAAAAAAGGGAGCUGGAAUUCUCCCCACACAAUCUCAUGCAAACUUGCCUGCAGUGAUAUCUUCACCAACAGGCAUUGGAAGAGAUGGUUCAAACCACAGUGGGGAAACAGAUGCAGAAGCAUCUCCAGCCACCCCUAUUACAUCUACUUCAUUGUCGGAAAAUCAAACCAUGAGCAGUUCAAUUCCGCUUCUUUCGAGUGGCGACACUCGCAAAAGUUCAUUUCAUGGCCCGCAAUUUCAACAAUGUAGCAAUAUCAUUGCUGAGAGAAUGCCGAAUGGAGGAGAGUCAGACAAAGGAUGACAAUCCAGAUGUGCUUGCUCUUAGUAGUAGUCCAUUGACAAAGCUUUCUUUUAUAUCCUAUAAUGUAUGGGAAAGCUUGCGAAGCAUAGGUUGUACCUGUAUACAUCCAUUUCAAUUAGCAAGUAUACGCAUUAUGUUAUGUGGCAUAUAGUUUUUGUUCUCUCCUUGUCCCGAACUAAUACGAGGUCGUCGCUUGUAGUGUUAUCAAAGUUCACGUUUGAAUUGUUAUCGUCAAGUGAGAUUCACUUUCCUA
Molecule: messenger RNA, 6395 nt
Organism: Benincasa hispida (wax gourd)
Lineage: Eukaryota; Viridiplantae; Streptophyta; Magnoliopsida; Cucurbitales; Cucurbitaceae
Product: calcineurin-binding protein 1-like
Biological process (GO): chromatin organization
Cellular component (GO): nucleus
Molecular function (GO): nucleosome binding; protein binding
Source: RefSeq, a predicted model, not a curated record